AUGUCUCCCAGACGCACACGUUCUUCGGCCCGCUACGCUGCGAGUCAAGCUGCCUCACCAGCCGGACCAUCAUCUGGUGUACCAUCCGGAAACCCCUCGCCCACAGCUUCAUCGGCUCAGGCAACAACGACGACGACGACGACGACUCCCCGCUCCACUGCCACUCAAGGUCCCUCUAGGAAGAGAAAGUCUCGUAACAGUGAGACUAGUCCGUCGCAACCGACCCAGCCCGAGCAGCCGGCUUCCUCUACCCGUCGGCCCAAGAGGCAGAAGGUUCAGGAGUUAGCCACACCUGCAGCUCAACCUCAACCUCAACCUGCAGCUACACGAGCAUCCACACGCAAGAAGAAGGAAAAGACAGCCACCGAUAUGUCAAGUCCUGAAGAUUCCCCACUGUCCCCUGCAUUGCAGGACAAGACUCCUUCUGGUUCAGCCUCUGCAUCUUCUAGCAGAAAAUCUAGCCGCAACAAGAGAGGUAACCAGUCAGCUCAAGAGUCCGCAUCUACCUCAGCAUCAGGUCGACGAUCGAAAAAGGUGUCGAAUACCCAGGCAUCACCAAGUCAAGAUGUCUCCAUGACUGGCACAGAUGAGAACGAAAGAGACUCGGAGCCACCCGCCCCGCCUCCACCAGCGCACGAUCCGGACGAUGAUAGUGACGACCACGACGAGGAUGAUGACGAGGAAGACGACGAUGACGAACAGCACCGAAACUACGACGACGAUCCCUUCGGUGGAUUCAGAUCGCAAGGCGGCUCUAGUAUCUCGGAGACGCUUCGGGCUCUGACUGGCAUGAUGUCUGGUAUGGGCUCUAGGCUACGAGGGAUUCUGGACAACUUGCGGAUGAAGGAGGAACCGUCAAUGCAGAUGAUCGCUCUGUCAGACCUCUCUGAAAUUUUGCUCAUGGCGAAUGAGGACAAUCUUGCCGGACACUUUUCGCCCGAUGCUUUCGUCAAAGAACUCGUGGCACUCAUGCAGCCCAACGAAUUUACCGGAGAGGAGAACCCCGACAUGAUGCUUCUCGCCUGCCGAUGUCUCGCCAAUCUGAUGGAGGCACUGCCCGCAAGCGCUGCCAAUGUUGUCUACGGUGGAGCAGUCCCUGUUCUGUGUGCAAAACUGCUUGAAAUACAAUACAUCGACCUUGCCGAGCAAUCUUUGAGCACCCUCGAGAAGAUAUCAGUCGAUUAUCCUACUAGCAUUGUUCGAGAAGGCGGCUUGACUGCCUGUUUGUCCUAUCUUGACUUCUUCGCUACCAGUACCCAGCGAACGGCUGUCACCACUGCAGCCAACUGUUGUAGAAACAUACCCGAGGACUCGUUUCCAGUCAUCAAGGACGUUAUGCCAAUCCUGCUGAAUGUCCUUGGAAGCAGUGAUCAAAGGGUUGUCGAGCAAGCUUCUCUCUGCGUAACACGGAUAAUUGAGAGCUUCAAGUACCAGUCGUCCAAGCUGGAGGAACUCGUCAGUGUCGAUUUGCUCAGGGCAAUACUGCGUCUUUUGGUACCAGGCACCACCAAUCUCAUAUCAGCAAAUAUCCACACACAGUUCCUGAGAGUCCUGGCCAUUACUGCCCGGGCCAGUCCACGACUCUCAGCCGAGCUGUUCAAGCUGAACGUGGUGGAGACUUUAUACCAGAUUUUGACUGGUGUGUCACCUCCUGACGAGACUGAGGACGUUGCUUCGAAGCUUGACAGCGUGGUCAUUAUGCAGGCUCUAAUACACCGACCACGGGAGCAGAUAAUCGAGACUCUUAAUGUUGUCUGCGAACUACUUCCGGGAUUGAAGUGGAACGAGCUGUCAGGUUCUGGACUGCCAAGCGGACAUGAUGUUGCGGAACCGACCACUCCAUCUUCGGUGGGUGGUUCGCGGAAGAAGUCGUCAUCGGAAAAGCGCCUCGAGUUGCUUGAAGGCUGUAAGGACCAAGUUCGACGCUUUGCACUGAUUCUAUUUCCGACCUUGACCGAUGCUUUCUCAAGCACCGUCAAUCUUAAUGUUCGGCAAAAGGUAUUGACGGCACAGCUCAAGAUGCUUUCAAACUUGGACAAGGAUAUCCUCGUCGAUGCCUUAAAAUCAGUACCCUAUGCCUCAUUCUUGGCUGCCAUACUGUCACAGCAGGAUCAUCCAUCUCUAGUGCUCUCUGCUAUUCAAACUACCGAGCUGCUUCUUGCGCGUCUGGACGACAUCUACCGGUAUCAGAUCUACCGUGAAGGUGUCAUUACGGAGAUUUCUAAGCUUGCUGAAAGUCAAGACUCUGCGCCAAAGACUACUGAAACACCACAGACCUCGCCAGACCCUGCUUUGGAUUCUGUCGAUGGUGAGGGCGAUAGAGUUGAGAUCCACAAUGAUUCCGGAGAUGAGGAUGAUGCUGGAGAUGGAGAUGGAGAAGGAGACCACGAAGAAGAUCAUGAAGCAGAUCAUGACGACGAAGAGAACGAUGACGAGGAUGAAGAAGAUGAUGAUGAUAAUGACGAGAAUGAGCACAAUGACGAUAUUUCAGGCUCCCCUGUCAGUUCUGACGGUUCAACCAUGUCAAUCGACGGACCUCCUCGGCUUUUUGUUGCUGACAUUCCGUCGAUGAAGUCAAGAAUAUCCGAAGUUGCCAAGAAAUUUUUGGAAGCACAUGAGACCGAGAAACAUGGCAAGACGAUGAAAAAGAAGGCCACCAAAAUCCUCAGCGACCUCCAGGCACUUGCGGCAGACAUCGAGGCCUUCUACUUGCACAGAACUGCUAAGAACCUUGGUCCCAAGGAGGGCGUUGCUCUUUUUGAGACACUAGCCUCUUAUUUCGAUGCGGACGUUCUAGAAAACGUUACCAGCGCCGAGCUUAUGGCGUCUGGCCUUGUCCGCGUGCUGGAAGAAGUUUUUAGCAACCCCGAUGAAGCACUUGCCAAUACCGCUAGAGCCGCAUUUCUUGAAGUUUUCAUGGGUCGAUCGGUCAAGUCUAAGCCCAGGAUCGCGAGUGCAGACUCACCCGCCACCCCAUUCAGUAUUAUGGCCCAUAAGCUUCAGGACCUUCUCAGCCGAUCCGAGCACUUUGAGGUCUUGACCGUCCAUCAGAACACUUUUGACGGUAACCGGAGCAGUGCUGCUUCUAUGUUGGCCAAACAGAUUCGUCUCAAGCUUGUGGCAGAUGAGAGCUCAGAUAUUCCGCGCGAGUAUCGUGGCAUCAUGGUAUCAAUCCAUGCCAUUGCAACUUUCAAGGCUUUGGACGACUAUCUCAGGCCUAGAAUUAGUUUGCACGAGAGACCUCGCCGUGGGCCUCGUGACUUUGCGAGAGCCUUGGCGGAGAUGACAGGAGUACCCCCGGGUCGUCUUAUGGAUCGUGCUGGUUACUCGUCAACUCCUGUACCACCACCUCCUGUCCCCCCUCAAGCUUCAAGCUCACGACCUGCUCGCAAAUCCAAGGCUCAAGGAAUGACUGAAGCGGAAACCCCUGCCACGCCCAAUCAGGGCAGCCUUCGUAGAUCAACUCGUCGGAAUCCUGCCGCUUCUGCCGAAUCGCCGGCCCGCCCUCCCCCGCCUGAUGAUGAUGACGACCUGCAGAACGCCUUGGAGUGUGCAGAUGAAAAGCCGAUGUCUGACGAUGAUGACGACAUUCCAGACAGCAGUGCUUUAGAGGCAUUGAUCGGGGACCUGGAUGAUGACAUGGAAGACGACGACGACGAACCUCGGCCUGACCCCUCUGCGGUUAACCUUGAAGUUGCCACCAGUGGGAAAGUAACCGCUAGAAAGGAAGAUGGCACACGAGUUCUGACUCCGGCUCAAAGUGGUGGCCCUGGGAAUCCCCCAAGCCGCAAUACUAUGCAGGCAGCUCCUGCAACCGCCCAGGCUACUCCCACCCCCGCGGCCCCGUCCUCGCGACCUUUCUCGUAUGCAGCGGCAGUCCAGUCUGUCCCACAAGACUGGCACAUCGAGUUCAGCCUUGAUGGUAAAGUUAUUCCGAACGAAACCACAAUCUACAGGGCCGUACAUAGCGCAUCAGCCAAUGCUGAUGAGCACCUUACUCGAAGCAUAUGGUCAGCAGUUCAUUCCAUCAAGUUCAGAAGGGUGCCUGGACCGCCACCCACUGAAUCCAUUGGGUUCAACGGUGCUUCCGAUGCAGCCGUUAGUGCAGAUGGUGCACCAGCAUCGCUGGCAAAACAUCCCACUACAGGGUCGAUCCUUCGUCUUUUGAAGAUUUUACAUGAUCUGAAUGCUAACCUCGAUGAUAUCGUUGUGGAAAACAAGGAUGCCCUCAAGCUCAAUCGUGAGCCCCUUUCACAAUUCGUCAAUACCAAGCUGACCGCGAAGCUCAACCGGCAGCUAGAAGAGCCUUUGAUUGUAGCAAGCAACUGUUUGCCAGGAUGGAGCGAAGAUCUCGCCCGCCUCUACCCAUUCAUUUUCCCAUUCGAGACUCGGCAUCUUUUCCUCCAGUCCACGUCAUUUGGCUAUGCCCGAUCUAUGACUCGAUGGCAGAAUGCUCAACAGGAAGACACCAAUCGUCGCGACCGACGGGAUGAACGACCUUUCCUCGGACGCCUGCAGCGUCAGAAAGUGCGCAUCUCACGUUCCAAAAUUUUGGAGUCUGCACUCAAAGUUAUGGAACUGUACGGAGAGUCUCGCAGCAUACUUGAGGUCGAGUAUUUCGAAGAAGUUGGUACUGGUCUUGGCCCUACAUUGGAGUUCUACUCCAACGUUUCGAAAGAGUUCUCCAAGAAGAAGCUCAAGUUGUGGCGAGAAGUGGACUCAAAUGACUCGGACGAAUUCAUCUCUGGCCCACAUGGUUUAUUCCCACGGCCUCUUGCUGCUGACAAUGCUGCGAACGUGGAGCGUGUACUGUUCUUAUUUAAGAUGCUUGGCAAGUUUGUUGCUCGGUCCAUGAUCGACUCUCGAAUCAUCGAUCUAAAUUUCAACCCCAUUUUCUUCCGAGUUGGCGAUGAAGGGCCUGCGGUCAAACCUUCACUUGGUGCAGCCAAGGUCGUCGACCGCGGCCUUGCCAACUCCCUGAAACACAUCAAGAAGUUUGCCACAGCGAAGCAAGCCAUUGACGAGGAUCCAAACCGGACUCCUGCGCAGAAAGUCGCAGAUACCGAUCAGCUCGUGGUUGAUGGCAUUACUAUCGAAGACCUUGCCCUUGACUUUACUCUUCCCGGAUUUCCUGAUGUUGAGCUUGUAUCAGGAGGCGCUCACACACCUGUCACAAUCUAUAAUGUGGAGUCGUAUCUAGAUAAAGUCAUCGACAUGACCUUGGGCAGUGGUGUCAAGCGCCAAAUUGAUGCCUUCCGCGCAGGCUUCUCCCAAGUCUUCCCUUACACCGCUCUUAGUGCUUUUACACCCAAUGAGCUCGUGUCGUUGUUUGGUCGUAUUGAGGAAGACUGGACCUUGGAAACUCUGAUGGAUUCCAUCAAAGCUGACCACGGAUUCAAUAUGGAUAGCAGAAGUGUGAAGAAUCUGCUCCAGACGAUGAGUGAGAUGACCCCGGGUCAGCGCCGUGAUUUCUUGCAAUUCACAACCGGUAGCCCCAAACUACCAAUUGGAGGCUUCAAGAGUCUUACUCCUAUGUUUACUGUGGUUUGCAAACCCAGCGAACCACCUUACACAGCUGAUGAUUACUUGCCAAGUGUCAUGACUUGUGUGAACUAUCUCAAGCUGCCGGAUUAUACAAGCAUUGAAAAGAUGAGAAAGCAGCUAUUCACUGCAAUUCGUGAAGGACAAGGUGCCUUCCACCUAUCCUGA
Molecule: messenger RNA, 5709 nt
Organism: Truncatella angustata
Lineage: Eukaryota; Fungi; Ascomycota; Sordariomycetes; Amphisphaeriales; Sporocadaceae
Exons: 5
Coding region: 1-5709 (1902 amino acids)
Biological process (GO): proteasome-mediated ubiquitin-dependent protein catabolic process; protein polyubiquitination
Cellular component (GO): nuclear speck
Molecular function (GO): ubiquitin protein ligase activity
Source: RefSeq, a predicted model, not a curated record